AUGGGCUGGUCAAACAUGGUGGUUGACAAUGAGUGUUCUCCUGAGCUCACCUUGAACCCUAAAAAGACAUAUGAAUAUAAUUAUGAAGGAGUGGUGAACAUCGGGCGUGAUACACCAGGCCUGGCUGAGUCUGGAAUAAAACUACAGUGCAAUUUUAAAAUCACUGGAGUAUCAUUACAAACUUUUCUAUUUCAGAUUUCCAAUGUAGCGUUUGAACAGUUUAAUGGAAUCCCAGGAAAGGACUCGUUCAAAGUCUCACCUAAUCUUAGUAAACGCUUGGCAGCCGAACUCACCAAACCCUUCACUUUUGAGUACACAAAAGGACAAGUAAUUGACAUUAAAACAGCGCCUGAUGUCUCCGACACUGUUGUGAAUAUAGUGCGAGGUAUUCUAAAAUUCCUGCAUGUUACAGUCAAAACCACCCAGCGGGUUUAUGAGCUGGAUGAGGUGGGGAUUCAUGGUAUCUGUCAUAGUGCUUAUGUUAUUGAAGAGAACGAAGCAGCGAAAGAAUUAUACGUGACCCAAAACAUUAACAUUAAAAACUGCCAUCAAAAAGCAGAAAUAUAUCAAGGAAUGGCGCUGGCUCAAGAAAGUAAAAUCAGCAGAGAGAGAGGCGAAAAUGAGGUUGCUACUGUGAGCUAUUCAUACACAGUGAAGUCGACAGAAAGUGGUAGUCUCAUUACGAAGGCCUCUGCGCUUGAAAGGCAUUACUUCUCUCCAUUCAACGUGAAGGGUGGCCAUUCUAAACUAAAAGCCAGCUGGAACAUUGAGCUACUCAAACAGACCGACACUGUUGGCAAACCUGUGACAGGUCGGGUGAAAAGCAGAGGAAAUCUGAUUUACAAAGCAGAGAAAGGUCUCGGGCCAAUACCAGUUCUGAUGAUCAGUCUAACUAACCCAGCUCCUAAGAUUGCAGACCUGAUCAAACGUUUGGCCCAGGCUAACAUCUAUCGAGUGGACACUGAAAAAAGUGCUGAAGUUCUUAAGCUUAUUCAACUGCUGCGUGCAAGUAGUUAUGAAGAUCUGGAGCUUUUAUGGAAACAGCUAUUAGGAAAUGUUGAGCACAGGAGGUGGUUUCUGGAUACAGUUGUUGAGGUGACAGAUGAGAGGGUACUCAAAUUCCUGAAGAACAGAUUCAAAACUGGAGACAUUUCUGCCAAUGAGGCUGGACAGGCAAUUGUGGUGGCAUUCAACCAUCUAUCUGCUGAAUUUGAACUCGUAGAAAUGGCAAAGGAGUUUUUGACCAUCCCAUUUAGUAAGUCCCACCAUAUGCUAUGGAACACUGUCGUCCUUUCAUAUGGUUCUUUGGUAUACAGAGUCUGUGGUCGUGUGAAUCCCUGCCCAGUCAUCAUAGUGCAGCCGCUGCUCGAUAUGGCCACUAAUGGACUCACUAAAGGCAUUGAUGAAGACAUGGUGAUUGCGCUGAAGGCCUUGGGAAAUGCUGGACAUCCAUUAAGCCUUAAGACCAUAAUGAAGUUCCUUCCUGGAUUCUCUGCUAAAGCUGAUAGCCUCCCCACUUGGGUUCAGAGUGUGGCUGUGCAGUCCCUCCGAAACCUUGCCAUUAGAGAUCCACCUAAAGUCCAGGACAUUGCCCUAACUAUAUUUGCACAAAAGACUGCCCCUGUUGAAAUAAGAAUGUUAGCUUCCGUGAUCCUCCUGGAGACAAAGCCAUCUCUCGUGCUGAUCUCCACACUGAUUGAGCUUCUGCUCCAGGAAACAGACCUCCAAGUCGCAAGCUUCAUUUACUCACAACUCAAAGGCCUUGCAAAAUCACGUGACCCUGACAAUCAAUACUUCUCAACCAUUUGCAAUAUCGCAGUAAAGAUACUUUCUCAGAAGUUUGGUCGGCUCAGUUAUCAAUUUAGUAAGACACUACGUUUCGACUGGUUCAAAGAUGACCUUUUGAUGGGCUCAUCCAAAGUGCUGUAUUUGCUGAAAAACGGUACAAGUGCCUUCCCCACAGAAAUCAUUUUGAAUGGAAAGCUUUACUUCAUCGGAAGAGUCUUUCAGCUUCUUGAUCUUGGUGUUCGUGCAGAGGGUCUCAAAGAGUUAUUCACAAAUAGACCUGGCAUUUCCAAGAAUUUUAGAGUUACUGAUUUUGCCGCUAUCAUGAAAAUUCUCUCAGAUUGGCAGACCCUCCCUAAAAACAAGCCUCUCUUAUCAGCAUUUGUGAGAUUAUUUGGCCAAGAGCUCUCAUUUUUUUAUUUAAAUCAAGAUGUUAUUCAAAAACUCCUGAAGUCUGUGAGUCUUACCAGAAAUAAAGACAAUAAACUGUGGGAUUUUAUUGAACAUCUGCAAAAAGGAAUAUCAUGGCACUGGACAAAACCAUUCCUUAAGUUUGAAACCAGAUUUAUUCAUCCAACAUGUCUUGGCCUCCCGGUAGAAAUUAGCAAAUAUUAUUCUACAUUAACAGCUGUUACAGUAAACGCAAAAGCGAACAUCAACCCACCUCCAAAAGAAAGCUUACAGGAACUGAUAAAUGCAGAUGUUUUUGUGGAAACCGAUGGAUUUGCUGGAGUUGCCAUGGAUUAUUUUAUUUACUAUGGGAUCAAUACAGAGCUCUUUCAGUCUGGUGUCCAGCUCAGUGGCAUGACAACCUUUUCUUUGCCUUGGAAAGCUGGCUUGAAAAAGAACGUCAAAGAGAAGACUUACGAGGUCACUUUCCCCCCGUGUAAAAAUACCACGACGUUCUUCAAAACCAAGUUCGAUGUAUAUGCGGCAUCAAGAAAUAUUGACGAUCCAUCAUUGGCUAAAAUAAGUCCUACAAUACCAGAGGACAGGGAUCUUAAGCAAAAUUUCAUCAAGAAAAACACAGAUAGUUCCACAAAGCCUCAGGAAGAACCGUUGGCGAUAUACCAACCAAAAUGGAAGUACUGUGCAGAAUUAAGCUUUUAUGGAGUUGCAGUGUGCACUGAAAUGGAAGCUAAACGGGUCCAAAACCUUAAAGACUAUCCUCUUUACUACUUUUUGGGAUAUACUCAGUUUGCGUUUCAACUUGAGCCAGUUAGCUCUGUUCAGCAUGUAGAAAAGCUCAAAAUCCAGAUCAGUGCCUGGCCUCAUGAGCACAGUUCACACCCCAGCCAAAUGAUGAUUGGCACUCAGGAAAAACCCAAGGGUACUGAUGAUACUCCUGAUCCUGUGAUCAUCGUGAAAGUGCUGGCUCUCAGUCCUAAUGUGAAGCCGUUGGGGUAUGAAGCCACUGUGUAUUACACACCAGACACACAGAAGGACGACAUAGAAAUCAUUAUAUCUGAGGCUGCUGAAGAGGCGAACUGGAAAAUAUGCGUCGAUGCCAAUAUUGACAAGACUCACACAGGGGCAAGGACUCAUGUGAAAUGGGGAGCUGAGUGUCAGUCAUAUGAAAUCGCAGUAACCGUUUCUGCCAAAGGAGCACCAAAGCCCAGUAUAACUGCAGAACUUAACUGGGGAGAUGUUCCUGCAUUAAUCCAAACAUUUGGCCAAAGUGUUCGGAAGUACAUCCCACAUGUGUCCUAUGCCUGGGGGUUCAGCCAGAAACAUGAGAAAAAUACUAAAAGUGAAGUUUCAGCUACACUUCUGGCUUCUGCUCGAGGAGGAUUUGAUCUUGAAGUCAAAAUUCCAGAGCUAACUGUGUAUCACCAGGGAAUCUGCUCUGCCUCUGAUAUCGUGGGAAGUGAAAGUGCAGCAAUGUGUCCUAUAUAACCCCUAUUGUACCUUUUCACUGUAUGUCACACUACACUGAUUAAAUUAUCCAGCAAAGUCAGACAUUCCUAUUGUCAAGUGAUACAAAAUUAGGAGUUGUAAUGGCUAUGUGUGCGAAAUCAGCUCUGAAA
This is a messenger RNA of Neoarius graeffei (lesser salmon catfish), 3812 nucleotides long. RefSeq names its product vitellogenin 3, phosvitinless (gene vtg3). NCBI's taxonomy places the organism in Eukaryota, Metazoa, Chordata, Actinopteri, Siluriformes, Ariidae. The transcript has 25 exons. The record is from RefSeq and is a predicted model, not a curated record. Gene Ontology annotation, molecular function: lipid carrier activity. Gene Ontology annotation, biological process: lipid transport. The coding region runs from base 1 to 3681 and encodes 1226 amino acids.